Molecule: messenger RNA, 4903 nt
Organism: Uranotaenia lowii
Lineage: Eukaryota; Metazoa; Arthropoda; Insecta; Diptera; Culicidae
Gene: Ge-1
Product: enhancer of mRNA-decapping protein 4 homolog
Exons: 9
Coding region: 412-4512 (1366 amino acids)
Biological process (GO): deadenylation-independent decapping of nuclear-transcribed mRNA
Cellular component (GO): P-body
Molecular function (GO): protein binding
Source: RefSeq, a predicted model, not a curated record
CAAAAAAAAAUCUGCAAAAUUCCUGAAAUCUUCUGUACGGUGCGUUUAAUUUUCCGUAAUUUGUCCGGAAUUCUCGAGGGCAUAACGAUUAAAGGUAGCGAAAUAGCUAGCCGUGCAGCAGCCAAAUCCGAACCAAGAGUUUUUUCGUUGCGGUCGGUGUUUUCUAAAGCAAUAAACCGGAAACAAAUUUCAUGUAAGACGCGUAACAUAACCGGAAAAGCUUGCCGUCAUUGUUUUCCUGAUUAGGCCAUUUUUCUUUUCGAAUUGAAAUUACUUCGUGACCGGUCCCGAUAUUUGCUGUGGGAUAAUCUACUCUCAUCGACUAACGAAAUCUGAAGAAACUCUUUAAAAGGUGAAAUAUCACAAAAGCAGAAGUCCUCCCGGAUCACUACUUCACUCGGCAGGGAUGCUAUGCUAAUUCUUAUUUUCAUCGGAGCAGCACAGGUUGGACGGAUCGUAGAACGGCUUUUGCUGGGCGGACAACAAGGCUCUUAUUUCUGGCUCUUAAUAUUAUCUCGACGCGUUUCCAACGUUUGGCGUAAGUUUCUUCGCAUGGACAAGAUGGGCAAGGCCGGAUCAACCACCGGAAAUGCGGCCACAGCUAAGAUAGUGUUUGAUAGGGACGAGAAGCAACAUUGCUUCGAAAUCGGAGGCCAAAGUGUGACCGUGGUCGGAAAUGAUGGAAAACAUGAUCAUGGCAGCUCCAAGGUCAAACUGAAGAAUCUGGUGGACUACAAGUGGGAACAGAAAAACUAUCCGGGCCGACUGAUCGCGUGCCAUCGCGAUGGGAAGCUAAUUGCAUACGCUAUUACUGUAAACCAUCGAGCCGAAGGCGUGGUCAGGAUCGUGCAUUUGCUGUUGGGACAGAGGGCUCUCAUCCGGAAGAUGACUGGCGAGGUGUUGGAUCUGCAGUUUGCGCACAUUUCAUCGAACGUGCUACUCGGCAUGAUCGAUCAAGUUGCGCUCCACGUGCAUUCGGUCGAGAUCAUCAACGAAAAGGUUAUCUGCAACUUGGUUAUCAAAAUAGACGACAAAAUCGAGGACCAUGUUCCCCGGGGUGACAAAAUAUCCUGGUGCCCGUACCUGCAGCAUAACGGUUGCGAGGAUGAAUACGCCAGCACCCUGGUCGUUUGGACCCGGGGCACCACCUUCCAGUGUUACAGUAUUAGUUCCGUGGUACGGCACUACGGUGCCCGGGAGAUCUUCGGCCAGGACAUUACCGAGGGUGGAUUCCGGUUUCGUGAGCCAUUGCCCGUCGUUUUGGGAGCUAUUUUUUCAGCUGACGGCUCUACAUUGGCCGUGAGCUGCGAGGACGGUAUAAUUCGAUUCUAUCAAGUUUAUGAACAUGCUAAUGAGAAAGGAAUGCGGUGUCUCCAUCAGUGGAAACCUCACGGUGGCAAAGCUGUUACCAGUUUCUUUUUCCUGGAUAACUAUACGGAACAGGCGGGAGAUCAAACUCUCUGGAAACAUGCCAUCACCUGCGCAGAAAAUAACACCGAGAUUAAAGUGUGGUCUUGUGAAACGUGGGAGUGCACACAAACGAUCACAUUCGAACCAGCCGUUAAUCAACCGGAAUUGAAUUUAAAAGCCGAAAUUGAUCCAACUUCUUCGUUUUUGGUUCUCUCGGAUAUGAACACCCGGGAGUUAUAUGUUUUACAAAUACGCAAAGACCUGUGUACCUCGACUACUACAGGAAAUGGUACCCUUGCCUCGUUAGCCACCGCUAAUGGAAAAAGUUUAACUGAAGAUUUAAAAUCAUCUGAACAAAAUUCCACAUCCACAUCAGAAGUAAGCUCAAGCAGUUCUGGUUCGGUAUCAAAGGCGUACGUGAGUUCGAUCGCUGAGUUUCCACUAUCUUCGCCUAUCCUCAGUUUCAAUAUUCUAAAAGUUGCUGUACGAAAGUGCAAGACAAGUGAUGCAUAUUUGAUCGAAGAAUUGGAUGAUUAUGAUGAGGAAAACAAUUCUCUGUAUUGUGUGGUUUUGCGAAUUUUCCUGGUACAACCUAAAAGUGUCCAGGAGUGUUAUCUGUUCUAUCAACCUAAUGUGCACUUUGAUACCGAUGUACUCAGCACAAUCUCAAACAUAAGCAGUGAAUAUCGGAACAUUUCGCAUAGUUCACAAUCAGCGACAUCCAACAAAGAUUCUGAAUCAGUGGGAAAUGUAAGCAACAUUGUAACAAACACUGUGAACGCACUCAACAAAAAGGACACUUCAUUGUCAAGUUCGAUCAAAAGUGUAUCGAACGAAUCCGACAGAUUGAAAGAACUAGAUAGGAUACAAUCUCCUCAUGUCACGGCAACCAAUAUCAGCGGAAAUAUAUCGUUGAACAACAGCGGAAGUGCUCCCGUAAUGCCGCCCAAACCCGCGGUACAUCUUAUGACGCCUGACUCGUUUACUCCGACUGUUGAUAAAUUAGAAAAAUCCAAACAUGACGAUACAGUAAAUCCAGAUGUUUUGAACACCAUUUUCAUGCUUGCAAAUGUAACCAAGCAACAGCAACAGCAGAAACAAGCUGCAAACGGUACAUCGCCAAACGAGUCUAUCAAGGAAAAACCUUCGCCGCUGAGCAUGCUCAACAUUGUCAACAGCACAAUGAUAGAGGAACAGGAACAAGCUAAAGUUCGCAAGUCAGUCGAACUACAACAAAAGACUUUAUUGGUGACGCCACCUGUUCCGCCUAUGCCUUCUGCAGAAAUGUUAGCUAGCGGUGGCUCCAGUCCAUCGCGUGAAGUUCAGGAAAUUUUAUCGCUCAAGGAAAACGACUGUCUUAAUGAGUACUAUGACUCCGACAAUAUCCUUUUGGAUGAUACCGAUGGGAUUGCUGGUGAUGAUGACGAGUUGAAUGAUUUGGAAAACGAAAUCAUCGACGACGAAGACGAGGAAAUACGGUACAAUUUCAAAAACAUAGACGAUGAUGACGAUGAAAAAGAAGAUAUUCAGCCCCGAAGGGAUCAACCAGAACAAACCGAACGAAAGUUGCCUGAUAUAAAUCCUAUAAACGUAAAAGCCGAUUCCAUCCCCGAAAAAUCUCUUGCUACUACUGAAUCUCCUAGCAGUAGAACCAUUGACUGGCCGAAGGUUCCUGGAGUGCCACUUCCUCCGUUGAAAGAUCUUCCACAGCCUUCCAUGCUUUCCGGCAUUGCUGCUAUACAACCGAACAAACAGAUGGACGAGCUAGCUCAAAAAAUGGAUCGGCUGUUAAACGUAGUAGAAUUACAAUCUCGACAAAUAACUGAACUGCGUUCGCAGGUGUCCGAUCUACAAAAAACGCGUACAGAUGAUUCGAAGUUACUCAAUGAUACUCUGCGGGAAAUGGAAUCCAACGUCAUCGAGCAAACGAGUUCCGAAAAGCGAACUCUGUUUGAUAUUCAUAGUGAGAAAAUCGAAACUAUGUACAGCAAACAUUUUAGCAGCUUGAACUUUACCAUCAUGAACACACUGGAACCGAGAUUGACGCACCAGAUUGUCAACCGAUUAGGGACGAGCCUGAACACUCACCUGGAGAAGACUUGCGAACAGGUCGUGGGCAAAAUAAUGCUUCAAUUUACGAUGUCGAUCGAACAACAGUUGCUGCAAAAAUUCGAUAGCGCCCUCCAAGAGGGUGUACAAAAAACUAUGCGCAAUCAGGUAACUAUUGAUGCUAUCGGUAAUUCCGUCUAUAAAAGUGUUCGAAAAGCAAUGGAAACAUCAUUCCAUGAAGCGUUACGAAACAUCAUUCUACCGAAUUAUGAACGAUGCUCACAGGAACUGUUUUGGCAGCUGAAUAAAGAAUUUUCGGCAGGGUUAAAAGAAUACCUCGAAAAAACGGAAACAUAUAUAUCAUGCAGAAAAGUGAACGAAGAGUUCGAAACCGCACUAAAGGAACAGUUCAAUAAGCUGCGGCAGAACUUAACUGUCAAUGAUCUAGUCCAACCCGCCAGUGUUGCUGCCUUGCGUAAAGAACUAAGCAAUGAUUUUAAAGAAUUCCAAGGAAAUUUGCUAAAAAUGAUUCGGGAAAACGUAAGGACGGAAAUCGAGAAGGGUUUGGAGGCUCAAGCUUCUACUCUAGAGGACUCAGUAUUGUCAGCGGUGCGGUCGCAAGCACAAACCCCAGCGCCCGCUAUUUUGGAUCAUCCCGAACACAUCCGGCAACUACUAGCAACGGGGCGCAUAAACGAUGCAUUCGUUAUAGCCCUUCAGUCCAACGACUUGAAACUAGUGGAGUUCACAAUAAAGCACGCCAAUUACAAGCAGGUGUUCAAUCCAUGUGCUCUAGAACAACGGGUGCUGCUGUCACUGAUUCAGCAGAUUGCAGCCGACAUGUCCAAUAUUAACGAGCUUAAGCACAGGUAUCUCUCUGACGCCAUCGUUAAUCUGACGUUCUUCGACCCCCUUAUGAAUGAACACAUUCAUAAGGUCCUUCAGGAGGUAGCUCGUAACAUUCAGGCCUUUUUGUCAAUGAAUCCCGAUCACGCACUUGCUACCAGCCUUAAGUUGUUAAUGAUUGCCAUCCAAGGCUGUAAAUAUGCCUGAUCUUUGUGGAAGCAACACCAGUAAAAGGUUCGCGAGGACCUGACAGGCGUUACACAUCAUUAACAACCUUUGUCCUGUUUAGAAUUACACUUUUUAUACUAUUUUGUUACGAUUUCGAUCUCACAAUGUUUUACCAUGAUAAGACUAGUUCUUUUAAGGUAGUUGACGUUUCAUCUUAUUCUAAGCUUUCCUUGUGGGAAGUCUAUUGGCAAUAAAUGACCUGCAUUUAUUAUCUUUUUUUUCCUAACUUCAAAAGUGUUUCCAAGCUAAAACGUAGCAGUGCUUCUGAUUAUUUUCCACUUUUGAAACAUUCGACUUGUAUCAUUUCUGUGACACUGAAAUCGAAUAGUAUACAAAAUAAAUCAAGUGUAAUCUAUUGUUUCUGGAUAAA